Messenger RNA from Podarcis muralis (Common wall lizard), 4866 nucleotides. It is a transcript of the gene ADAMTS2, whose product is annotated as ADAM metallopeptidase with thrombospondin type 1 motif 2. The record is from RefSeq and is a predicted model, not a curated record. Gene Ontology annotation, molecular function: metalloendopeptidase activity; zinc ion binding. Lineage: Eukaryota; Metazoa; Chordata; Lepidosauria; Squamata; Lacertidae. Gene Ontology annotation, biological process: extracellular matrix organization; proteolysis.
CCGGCAGGAACCGCCUCUAAGCCGUGGCGGAGAAAAGUGUCCCGUAACGGGAAGCGGCUGCAGACUUUGGUCCCAGCGGGCGCCGGGAGCCACGAGGCUCCAAGCAAAGGGCAGAGCUGCUGCGCCCGACGCCGACGUCGCCACCACCGCCUCCCCGGAGCCAGGCCAGGCGAGGCUGGGCUGUGCAGCAGAAGCGGCGGCGGCGGCGGCAGCAGCGCCUCUGUCAAUCAGGCGGACUUCCCUCCCGCACGCCGCGCGCUUCCCAGCCAGCCGCCUGCUGGUGCCUCUGCUGCCUUCGCCGGGGAGAGCGGCCGCUCAGCGAGCGCUGGAGAGGAGCAGCAGGAGGAGGGCGGAUGCGCCAGGGCGAGCGCCGGCGGGGCUGAGGGUUCCCCGCCGCGGGCAAGAGGGCGGCGCCGGCUGCCCUCCAAUGUGGCCGGAGCCCCCUGCAGGGCACUUUCGGCAGCCUCCCCAGGCUGCGCGACGCCUGCGAUGGGUCCUCCGGGCGGGAUCGCCGCGCUCCUCGCCGCCGCCGCCUACUGCUGCUGCUGCUGCUCGUGGGCGCUCCUUCUGGCCCCGGGGGCCCCGCAGAGUCCCGGGCAGGGAGAUCAUCUUCUGGGAGAUCUAGAAGAAUACAGUCUUGUCAUUCCAGCUAGCACAGACUCGGAGGGCAGGUUCCUCUCCAAUGUCGUAUCGGGAGCUGCAAAGAGGCGCUUUCGAAGGGACACAGGGGCUUCUCUGCACGAAGCUGCAAGCGAGCCAAUUUUUUACAAUGUCACUGUUUUUGGAAGAGAAUUUCACUUUAGACUGAGACCAAACUCUAGGCUGGUGGCUCCUGGAGCAACUGUUGAAUGGCAGGAGGAUUCCAACCUCACUUACGUUGAACCUCUCCAUGGGAAUUGCCUCUAUGUUGGGGAUAUCACCGACUUGCCUAAUGCUUCUGUGGCGAUAAGCAAUUGUGAUGGGCUGGCUGGCAUGAUUCGCACAGACAAGGACGAGUUCUUCAUUGAACCUCUGCAGAAGGGGAAGCAGGAGGAGGAGGAAGGGAGGACCCACGUGGUGUAUCGCAGGGCAGCCGCCAAGAAAACACUUCCUAGCGAGCAACCAGGUAUCCAGCACAGAGCGGCUGAUCUAAGCAAUCUAGACAGCAUGGUGAACCUCUUGCAAGAUGAAAUCAGCACCUCCAGGAGGAGGAGGAGAUACCCAAGGCAUGCGACGGAUGACGAUUACAACAUUGAAGUGCUUCUAGGUGUUGAUGACUCUGUUGUACAAUUCCAUGGGAAAGAACACGUUCAGAAGUAUCUUCUGACGCUGAUGAACAUAGUUAAUGAAAUCUAUCACGAUGAGUCCUUAGGUGCCCAAAUUAAUGUUGUCCUGGUGAGAAUGAUCAUGCUGAGCCAUGGGAAAUCCACAAGUUUGAUUGAGAUCGGUAACCCUUCUCAAAGUUUAGAGAAUGUGUGUCGCUGGGCCUACUUACAACAGAAACCUGAUACCGGGCAUGCAGAAUAUCAUGACCACGCAAUAUUUCUCACUAGACAGGAUUUUGGCCCCUCUGGUAUGCAAGGCUAUGCUCCAGUUACUGGCAUGUGUCAUCCAGUCCGAAGUUGCACACUGAACCAUGAAGAUGGCUUCUCUUCAGCCUUUGUUGUAGCCCAUGAAACUGGACACGUUUUAGGCAUGGAACAUGAUGGCCAAGGAAACAGGUGCGGGGAUGAAGUCCGGAUGGGAAGCAUAAUGGCCCCUCUUGUGCAGGCUGCCUUCCACCGCUUCCACUGGUCUCGAUGCAGUCAGCAGGAGUUGACCCGAUACCUCCACUCCUACGAUUGUUUGCGUGAUGAUCCAUUUGAUCACGACUGGCCUUCCCUGCCUCAGCUGCCAGGAAUCCACUACUCCAUGAACGAGCAGUGCCGCUUUGAUUUUGGCCUGGGCUACAUGAUGUGCACAGCUUUCCGUACCUUUGAUCCAUGCAAACAGCUAUGGUGUAGUCAUCCCGAUAACCCUUAUUUCUGCAAAACAAAGAAAGGACCUCCACUGGAUGGAACCAUGUGCGCUCCUGGAAAGCAUUGUUUUAAAGGUCACUGUAUCUGGUUAACUCCAGAUAUCUUGAAGCAAGAUGGAAACUGGGGGGCAUGGAGUAAAUUUGGUUCCUGUUCUCGAACCUGUGGAACGGGAGUGAAAUUCAGAACACGACAAUGCGACAACCCACACCCAGCUAAUGGAGGUCGUACAUGUUUUGGACCAAGCUAUGAGUUCCAGCUUUGCAGCACAAACGAUUGUCCUAAAGAGAAUGAAGAUUUCAGAGAGGAGCAGUGCAAACAGUGGGAUCCUUAUUUUGAAUAUCAGAACAAGAAGCACCAUUGGCUUGCAUAUGAGCAUAGUGAUGCCAAAGAAAGGUGCCAUCUCUAUUGUGAGUCCAAGGAAACUAAUGACGUUGUGUAUAUGAAAAGACUGGUGCAUGAUGGAACAAGGUGCUCAUAUAAGGAUCCCCAUAGUAUCUGUGUGCGAGGAGAGUGCCUGAAAGUUGGCUGUGACAAGGUAAUUGGCUCGUCAAAGCAAGAGGACAAGUGUGGUGUGUGUGGUGGAGACAACGCCCAUUGCAAAGUGGUGAAAGGCACAUUCUCCAGGGCACCAAAGAAGCAAGGUUAUAUCAAGAUGUUUGAAAUCCCAGCAGGUGCACGGCACUUGCUAAUACAAGAAUCGGAUGCCUCCAUUCAUAAUCUUGCUAUCAAGAACCGAGAAACAGGGAAAUUUAUUUUGAACGAAGAGAACUACGUGCCAGACUCCAAAGUGUUUGUCAACAUGGGCGUAGAAUGGGAGUAUCGGAACGAUGAGGAUAGGGAAAUGGUGCAAACUAUGGGCCCCUUACGUAAUGGAAUCACCGUUCUGGCAAUUCCUCAUGGUAACGUCAAGAUUACACUGACUUACAAGUACAUGAUCCAUGAAGACUCUUUGAAUGUUGACAACAACAAUGUUCUGGAAGAUUCAGUAACAUUUGAGUGGGCUUUGAAAAAGUGGUCACAGUGCUCAAAACCCUGUGGAGGAGGUCAUCAGUUUACAAAAUAUGGUUGUCGGAGGAAGACUGACCACAAGAUGGUUCAUCGCAGUUACUGUGAGUCCAUCCAGAAACCAAAGCCCAUUCGCAGAGUGUGUAAUCUCCAGGAAUGUUCCCAGCCAAUAUGGGUUACAGGAGACUGGGAACCUUGCAGCAAAAGUUGUGGGAAAACAGGAUAUCAGGUACGUUCUGUCCGCUGCAUCCAACCGCUGCACGAUAACACAAACCGCUCUGUCCAUGCCAAAUACUGCAACAGCGAUCGCCCAGAGGGCAGAAGGGUUUGCAACCGGGAGCUUUGCCCUGCGCAGUGGCGGAUAGGACCCUGGUCACAGUGUUCUGUAACCUGUGGUAAUGGUACACAAGACAGACAAGUUCUGUGCAGGACAAGAGAAAACGUUAUUGGCUUCUGUAAAGAAGACAAGCCAGAGACAAGGAGGUUAUGCAUUCUACCUUUGUGUCCCAGAAAUUCAUCUGAUACAUCAAAGAAAACUUACAGGAUACAAUGGCUGUCAAGACCGGACCCAGAUUAUCCCAUCCAGAAAAUAUCUUCAAAAGAACGUUGCCAAGGAGACAAGUCAACGUUUUGUCGCAUGGAAGUUCUCUCUCGGUACUGUACAAUUCCUGGUUACAAUAAACUAUGUUGCAAGUCUUGUAAAAUGUACAGUAACAAAACAGGAAGUGGAAACUCAACAGAACCCAACCAUAGCAAGGUUAACGAUAUCGAAGAGGCUACCUCUCCCACACUUACAACACCUGUUGACGUUCACAUCCCACAUACCACUUCAGGCCCACCCAUUGUUCCCAAGAUAAGCAUCACUGGUUCCAAUGCAACUGAAGAUCGGCCAGAAGGCAACAUAGUAGAUGUUCCGUAUAAAAUUCACGGACUGGAAAAUGAAGUGCCACACCACAAUAUCAUCUUGCGGAGGAGACCACCUUACGAACGGACAAGGAACCAAAGAAUUCAAGAGCUGGUGGCUGAAAAAAGGAAACAAGAAAUGCUCAGGAAAUUGCAUUAAAAUGGAAAGAUAACACAAAGUUGUUUUCCUCUCUUAUAGAGAGAUGCUACCACCGCUGCAGCAAAGCCCAUGUCAUCAUAGAGACUUAGAUACAAAUAGUGGUGCUAUGGCAGAAAUGCCAAAUGCUAUAGCCUGCAAUAAAAAGGAAAUUUGGGAUUAUUUAAGUUAAUAUAAAUGUUAUAAUGGCUAGGGUUACAAGGUGCGACAGAUACUAGUGCAAUAUCCUCAUAGGUUUCACUGCUACUUAGCGGUGGUGCCUCGCUAAGGUCAGCAGGGUUCUUUUGUGGGCUCUCUUGCGCCCUCAGUGUAUGUUCUUGAGUCCAACAGAACAUUUCUGGGGUGCACUCUGUAGAAUUAAGAAGAGAUUCUAAUAGCUUGAUCCAAAUCCCUCAGCAAUGUUUGGAGGCCUACUGACAGAACCUCAGCUUCAGGGAAGCACAUGUCUGGUUUUUUUAAAAAAUAUAUAUAUCAAGUCCUACCUAUACUUAUUUGGAAAUAAGUUCAAUUUAUUUCAGUGGAACUUAUGUCAAAGUCAGUGUGCUGGAAUCUGGUGUGCCAUUUUUGCCUGUCUUUCCAUUGAAUUAAAUGGUGGUGCUACCAUACUCAGACGGCAGCAUAAAAUGGGCUACCAUGAUAUAAAGGACCUAAUUCAGAUCCUGUUUCAGGAAUCAAGCAUAAAUCAAGCUUUCUGUUAACCACUUGAAAGACAAAAGUAGGUCAGAAUUGAUGCCACGUAUGAGGGACGUGGGUGGCACUGUGGGUUAAACCACAGAGCCUAGGACUUGCCGAUCAGAAGGUCGG